UGUAAACACACAGCUAAAACACAGGCUUUUCAAGAGCUGCAAAAUCAAACAAUUAAAGAUCAGGAAACUGAUGCUGAGCAAAGUCAAAUGGCUCGCCUCAGUUUACAUAUCCACAGUUGGGACUCAAACUCACAUGUCUUGUCUCUAACCUGAGCUCUUUCCUCCACACUUGCAUCCCUCUAGGUCAGUACCCUAGAGUCCAUGGGUCCACUAUUCCUCUGCGUCUCAUUUCUCUGAAGUGGGAAACUGCCUGGACUACCUAUUCCUGCACUUAUUACCCUCAUUCUACAGUGUACUGAAGAGGAUCUUCGGUGGUCUGGGAGUUUUGUUUGUUUGAGACAGGGUCUCCCUCUGUCAUCCAGGCUGGAGUGCAGUGGUGCAAUCAUAGCUCACUGCUGCCUCAACCUCCCAGGCUCAAGUGAUUCUCCUGCUUCAGCCUCCCAAGUAGCUGAGACUACAGGUGUGCACCACCACACCAGGCUAAUUUUUUAAUUUUUUUGUAGAAAUGAGGUCUCACUGUGUUGUCCAGGCUGGUCUCGAACUCCUGGCCUCAAGUAAUCCUCCUGCCUCAGCUUCUCAAAAUGCUGGGAUUAUAGGCAUGAGCCACCGCCCCCAGCUUAGAUCUUCAGUUUUAAGCCUACUAAUGUCAUUUUGCUGGUGGGACCUCGGGAUGUCAGUUGUCCAACAUGGCUACUGUCAGUCCUUUUCCUCUGUAUCAGCACCACAUAUUAUCUCAGAUGUGUACAUCUGAAUUUGGAAGUCUCCAAAUUGCAGGCCAUGUCUACGUGGCAAUGAAUCAUAACUAAUUGACCUCCAAAGCUCUUUCUUUUUCAAACUAUACUUAGGAUUUUGGGAUAAGGAAAGAACUGACCCUUUGAGACCUUGAUAUUUUAAACUUUGUGAGCUGAUUUAGCCCAUUCCACCUUCCUGUGAACUCCAUGUUUCCCAGUUGCCUGGACAACAUACAGCCUCCCGAAACCCAACCUUCCAGCCCUCAGUCCUGCCCUCAAGAGAAAUUUGCCACCAAGGAUUGGCUCCCAGGACCCAGGCCCCGCCUCAGGCUCCUCGCUAGUUGGGCCUUCUCUCUGCCACUCCCCACGAGUGGGUCACUCCACGGGGAGCCCCAACGCUGGCAGGAGAGGAUCCUACAGGACAGCAAGGAGAUGCCACCUAAAAACAAAGAAAAAGGGAAGAGAUCUGGGGCACAGAAGAAGAAAAAGAACUGGGGUGCAGAUGUGGAGGCCGAGUCCAGGCACAGGCUGGUGGUGCUGGAGAAGGAGCUGCUCCGAGACCACUUGGCUCUACGGAGGGAUGAAGCCCGUCGAGCCAAGGCUUCCGAAGACCAGCUGAGGCAGAGGCUGCAAGAGGUGGAGGCUGAGCUGGAAGGGGCCCGAAGUGAAAGGAAGGCCAUAUAUGAAGAGAUGAGUCGCCAGUGCCAUGCCCUGCAGGAGGAUAUGCAAACCCGCAGCAAGCAGCUGGAGGAAGAAGUCAAAGGCCUUCGGGGGCAGCUAGAGGCAUGCCAAAGGGAGGCUGCAGCUGCCCGGGAAGAGGCUGAACAAGCUCUCGGAGAGCGGGACCAGGCCCUGGCUCAGCUUCGGGCCCACAUGGCAGACAUGGAGGCGAAGUAUGAGGAAAUCUUACACGACAGUCUGGACAGGCUCUUGGCCAAGCUGAGAGCCAUCAAGCCGCAGUGGGAUGGGGCAGCACUGAGACUCCACGCCAGGCACAAGGAGCAGCUACACCAGUUUGGACUCACCUCCCCCGGAUCUUUGAGGCCACCAGCCCCUAGUCUCUAGUGUUCUCUGAGGCCCCAGCAGUAAAGUGUCUUGAUGUAGAACUCAAUAGAGCUGUGGGCUCUGGCCUUUUGGCAGAGAGGAGUGGAUCUUAUUUUUAUUUUUAUUUUUAU
This is a messenger RNA of Gorilla gorilla gorilla (western lowland gorilla), 1906 nucleotides long. It is a transcript of the gene DRC12, whose product is annotated as dynein regulatory complex subunit 12 homolog. The record is from RefSeq and is a predicted model, not a curated record. The transcript has 7 exons. The coding region runs from base 939 to 1796 and encodes 285 amino acids. Lineage: Eukaryota; Metazoa; Chordata; Mammalia; Primates; Hominidae.